Molecule: messenger RNA, 1515 nt
Organism: Pichia membranifaciens NRRL Y-2026
Lineage: Eukaryota; Fungi; Ascomycota; Pichiomycetes; Pichiales; Pichiaceae
Exons: 1
Coding region: 61-1293 (410 amino acids)
Source: RefSeq, a predicted model, not a curated record
CUCUUUCGGUAUCCAAACACUAACAGGAACAACGCUUUACACACACACACUAGCACUACAAUGAGAUUCACAACAUUGACCGCCGCAACCACGACUGCUCUUGCAGUCGCACAAGCUGCCCCAAUCAACGUUGACGACGCCGCCACCAAGGACGUGUCCAACUCUAAGGGAUUCCUCGACUCCUUAGUCGACUCAAUCUCUUCGUUGAUGGAGUCCAACGAGGAAGCCGGCGCUGCUGACCCAGAAACCCCUGGUGAGCACUGGAAACACUACGGCAAGCAGCAGAAGAAGUACUGGAAGAAGAUCGGCAAGCAGUACAAGAAGAAGUACACGCCUCCAGCUGACUCCGACGACGAAGACGAAGAAGUCGAAGAAAUGGAAGUUGGCGAGCCAGUCGAAACCCCAGGCGAGCACUGGAAACACUACGGUAAGGAGCAGAGAAAGCACUGGAAGAAUGUCGGCAAGCAGUACAAGAAGAAGUACUCUCCACCAGCCUGCUCUGACGACGAAGAAGAAGAGGUCGAAGCAAUUGAAGACGGCGAGCCGGUCGAAACUCCUGGUGACCACUGGAAGAAGAUCGGUAAGGACCAGAAGAAGCACUGGAAGAACGUCGGCAAGGACCAGAAGAAGAAGUACACUCCACCAGCAGACUCCGACGACGAGGAGGCUGAACUCAUGGAAGUCGGCGAGCCAGUCGAAACCCCAGGUGAGCACUGGAAACACUACGGCAAGGAGCAAAGAAAGCACUGGAAGAAGGUUGGCAAGCAAUACAAGAAGAAGUACACCCCACCAACCGAAUCCGAUGACGAAGACGACUCCGAAAUGAUGGAAGUUGUGUUCAUGCUCGCCGAAGAACCAGUUGAGACUCCAGGUGACCACUGGAAGAAGAUCGGUAAGGAUCAGAAGAAGCACUGGAAGAACGUCGGUAAGCAGUACAAGAAGAAGUACACUCCACCAGCCGACUCUGACGAUGAAGACGUCGAGUUAAUGGAAGCUGGUGAGCCAGUUGAGACUCCAGGUGACCACUGGAAGAAGAUCGGUAAGGACCAGAAGAAGCACUGGAAGAAGAUUGGCAAGGACCAGAAGAAGAAGUACACUCCACCAGCCGAUUCUGACGAUGAAGACGUCGAGUUAAUGGAAGCUGGUGAGCCAGUCGAAACCCCAGGUGAGCACUGGAAACACUACGGCAAGGAGCAAAGAAAGCACUGGAAGAAGGUUGGCAAGCAAUACAAGAAGAAGUACACUCCACCAGCUGACUCUGACGACGAGUUAGAUGCUGAAGCAUUGCUUUAAGUUAUGCUACCAUAUCGAGUUUCGAACGAAUUCUAAUUUUCACUUACUGGGUCUACUUUUUUUAACUUCUUAAUUAUUCAUUCCUUUUUCACUUUUCUCUUGGGCAUUUCACUUAUCUAAUUGUUUAUUUAUUCUAUUUCUAACUAGAGUUUACGUUUAUCUAUGAAUCUACUACAGCGCCUCUGUGAAAAAAUCACAGCAGCAGCAGCAAGCAAAAACCCG